This is a messenger RNA of Nymphalis io (European peacock), 6542 nucleotides long. It is a transcript of the gene S6kII, whose product is annotated as ribosomal protein S6 kinase 2 beta. Gene Ontology annotation, biological process: intracellular signal transduction; protein phosphorylation. The transcript is spliced from 15 exons. Lineage: Eukaryota; Metazoa; Arthropoda; Insecta; Lepidoptera; Nymphalidae. The record is from RefSeq and is a predicted model, not a curated record. Bases 134 to 2452 code for a protein of 772 amino acids. Gene Ontology annotation, molecular function: ATP binding; ribosomal protein S6 kinase activity; magnesium ion binding.
GACAGUCUACCUCCCUUUUAUGUUCUAAUGCUUUAAUGAAUGAAAAUCAAGUGUUUUGCAUCAGUUUAAAGUAAUUUUUUAUAGAAUUUGAUCAGCAUUCCUCCUGAAUGUGCUUAUCUGAAAGUUGAAAACGAUGCCUUUGGCCAACGCCACCGAUCCAUGGCGAAUGCAAAAUGUUGGAGAUGUCACGCGUGGCAAUACGGCAGAGUCUGCAAAUAGUCUUCCAAUGGUUGUGGAAAAUUUAGCAGAGUCUCGACAGACAUCCACAACAGAGAGUCUUGAGUCAAAUGCAUCAAAUACAGAUCAAAAUUAUGAAAGAGAAGUGGAACUUCAAGAUGUAGUUAAAGAAGGCCAUGAGAAGGCAGAUCCUUCUCAAUUUGAACUACUAAAAGUUCUUGGUGAAGGUUCUUUUGGCAAAGUAUUUUUAGCUCGCAAAGUAACUGGUCCUGAUACUGGUACUCUUUAUGCAAUGAAGGUACUUAAGAAGGCUACACUAAAAGUCAGAGACAGGGAACGUACGAAGAUGGAAAGAAACAUUUUAGUAGAAAUGGGCCACCCAUUUAUUGUAAAAUUACACUAUGCAUUUCAAACAGCAGGAAAAUUGUAUUUAAUAUUAGAUUUUCUACGUGGUGGGGAUUUGUUUUCACGACUUAGCAAAGAGGUCAUGUUUACAGAAGAAGAUGUAAAGUUUUAUUUAGCUGAGUUAGCAUUAGCAUUAGAACAUGUGCAUAAAUUGGGAAUAAUAUACAGGGAUCUAAAGCCAGAAAAUAUUUUAUUAGAUGCAGAUGGGCAUAUAGCCCUUACCGACUUUGGUCUAUCGAAGCUACCUCCUAGUGAUAAAGCUUACAGUUUUUGUGGUACUGUUGAAUACAUGGCUCCUGAGGUUGUUAAUAGGAAAGGACAUACCAUGGCUGCCGACUGGUGGUCUUUUGGUGUUCUAAUGUUUGAAAUGUUGACGGGUAAUCUACCAUUCCAUGGCUCUACCAGACAUGAGACAAUGACUCAAAUCCUUAAAGCGAAAUUAGGUAUGCCUUCAAAUUUGAGUGAGGAGGCACAAUCUCUUUUACGUGCGCUGUUUAAGAGAAAUCCACAUAAUAGGUUAGGAGCCGGUCCCAACGGUAUUGAAGAUAUAAAGAGUCAUGAGUUUUUUGCAAACAUAGAGUGGGAUGCAUUAUUAAAAAAAGAGGUGGUGCCACCGUUCCGGCCGGCGGUGUCCCGCGCGGACGACGCGUUCUACUUCGACACCGAGUUCACGUGCCGCACUCCGCGGGACUCCCCCGGCGUGCCCGCCUCCGCCAACGCGCACGAGCUGUUCCGGGGUUUCAGUUUCGUGGCACCGUGUUUACUGAAUGAAGAUGACAACAAAACCGUCACAAAUCAAAAUCAGAACCACAUCGCAGAAACCAAGACGUCUACUGAAGAAUUCUGGGCUGGAUUUGUUAAUAAGAAUAAAUUCUUCGAUGAGUAUAGAUUAAUGGGUGAAUUGGGCACUGGAUCUUUUUCCGUAGUGCGACUUUGUGAGCACAAAGCUUCAAGGACACAAUACGCUGUAAAAAUCAUGGACAAACUACAGUAUGAUCCAAGAGAAGAGAUUGAAAUUCUAUUGAGAUACAGCCAGCACCCGCACAUCAUCAGCCUGCGCGGCGUGUACGAGGAGGGCGGGCGGCUGCUGGCCGUGACGGAGCUGUGUCGCGGCGGGGAGCUGCUGGAGCACAUCACGCAGCGCCGCUACCUGCCCGAGCGCGAGGCGGCGCGCGUGCUGCGCAACGUGCUGCACGCCGUGCACUACCUGCACCGCCACACCGUCGUGCACAGAGAUAUCAAGCCUUCAAACAUCUUGUUUGCAACUGCCGAGCGACGCCCGGAGGAUGUUCGGCUGGUCGAUUUCGGACUAGCGAAGCAGCUGCGUGCAGAAAACGGGCUGCUCAUGACGCCUUGUUACACCGCCAAUUUCGUAGCGCCGGAAGUUCUCAAGCGCGCUGGAUAUGACGCUGCUUGCGACAUAUGGAGCUUAGGAGUACUCGCUUACAUAAUGCUUUCCGGGAGAACACCUUUCGCCUCAACAGGAGACGACACGCCCGAGGCAAUUUUAGCCCGGAUCGAAUCUGGAAAGGUGGAGACGUCGAGCGGCGCGUGGCGGCACGUGUCGGCGGAGGCGCGCGCGUGCGUGCGGCGCAUGCUGCAGCUGGAGCCCGCCAUGCGGCCGCGCGCGCACGAGCUGCUGCGCGAGGCGUGGCUGGCGCGCGACGAGCCCGAGCCGCCGCCGCGCGCCGCGCCGCCCGAGCACGACGACGCGCCCGCGCCGCACGACCUGCGCCGCGCCGUCGACCUCACCUACCAGGCUAUGACAUCAGCGCCAUUGACACCUCAUAUACUGGGUCCUGUAACUCAAUCGACUCUAGCGCAACGUCGAAUUAAACCGCAGCGUCGGUUCCCGCCUACACAAGUUUAAAAAUACAAAAAUGAAAAACUUUCGAAUUCGCCUGUUGCUGAUCGAGGAAAAAAAGAAAAAAUGCAAUUGACCCAAAAGACAUGUCAAACAUUUCACAAAUUCGCGUUGUCAAUACCAUCUCUACUAGUCAAGUUAUGAUUCAACAAACAAGGUUUUGGUAAACAUUUUAAAAAAAAAUUAUUUAUAUGCAAUUGGUAUGAAUUAUUUUAUAAUUCAGGUAUACGAUUAUUAUUUUUUAAUAAUUGAUUACUAUUAUUUAACUAACUAUAAUCAACUGUCCUUAAGCUAAGAUAAUUAAGAUCAAUAGUAUUAAAGCUCUAAUGUUCAAAGUUUUUCUUCGCGUGAAAUUUUGAUUUUGAAAAUGAUUAUUUUCCCCAUGAGAUUUUAUAUUAAUUUAGUAAUCUACCUAAGUUGAUUGACUGUAUACUUAAACGUAAUUGCCCCAAUUUAAGUUCUUUAAGCUUGAAUAUCUUCAAAGGCACAUUCCAAAUUAUAGCACUUUAGUUAGUCAUUUAUAGGAAGAAUAAAGAAAUUAUAAAAAAUAAAUAUAAGGCAAGUUGUCUUCCUAAUUAUAUUUAAAUUUAAGAGAUUAACUAUAUUUUUUUAAAUAUUCGUUUCCUACCCACCUUUCUUUUAGUCCUAUAGUGCCAUUUAAAAAAAUCCCACUGAAAACUAUUUUUUUUUUUUAUUUGUGCAUCAAUAACUUAAUCACGCACGAAAGUAUAAAAAUAUUUUUUUUAAUUUUUUAUACAGUAUUAAUUUAGAUUCGCAUCGUAACUACUUCAUACAUUCUAUAACAAAAUAUUAUUUAUAUUUUUAUAAGAGAAAAAUAUUAUUCGUUAGUAAUGUAAGUUUUAAAAUAUUCAUGAGGAAUGAUUAUUUUAUCAUUAUUUCUGCUAUAUAUAACAUUUCUAGUUAUGGCCUAAUGCUAUUUAUUGAAUUAUUUUCAUACUAUCCUAUUAAAAAUUAAAGAAUGACUUGACAGUGAUCUAUAAUGAUGUUUCAACGUUUCCUAAUUUAUCUAAUGACCAAUAAAAUAAUAUAUUCUACAAUAACAGGUUAUAAGUACAUGCAUAAGGCCAAUGUAUACUGAAUUUUCUUUGUAAUAUCUAUUUUCUAUCUUAGAAUAUAAGUAACUAUGUCUAUUUCGUUAUAUGCUUUAAUUAGCGGUAAAUGAUACAUAAUUUGUGAUGUAUUUACAAAGUUGCAAUCAAUUCUAUUAUUUUUUUACUAUUAAAAAAAAACUUUCACAGUUUAUAUACUUUCCUUAAAAUAUGUAACUGCCAACUUUAAUUAUUUAAUACAGUAAAAUAAAGCCAGAAGUAAUUUUUUACAUAACCACUGUAUUAUUUAAUGUAAUGUGUAUUUUUAAGAUUCAUUUAAUCUAUAAAAAAAGUCAGUAUUUUCAUGAAAUUAACAUAAAAAAUAUAUAUUAAUUAUGUAUUUAGAUAAAUGAAUUAGUAUUUUAAAUGCGGUGGCGGUUUUAAGAAUACUAUAAAAAUAUAUUUAACGUAUAUUUUUGUAUAAUGUAAUAGUUGCUUGAAAUAUCGAUUUCAUGCAUAAUAUUAUUGUAUUCCUUAUUCAAUUAUUAUUAGUAUGUUAUAUGUUAUUCAUAAUAGAUUUACUUAACCAAAGAUUUUUAUAUAUUUUAGUGAUUAUGUCACAAUUCUAUCUUUGCUGUCAUAGCGACAUUGACAUUGAAUAUUUUGCGCUCAACUAGCGUAUAUAUAUACCGGAAAAAGAAGAAAAAAUAAAAUAAAAAUAUAUUGUUGCUAUGAAAUUGUUGUUAAGGAAAUCGAAACGGAAUGAUAGUAAAUUGGCAAUCGUACUUAUACGAUACGUAUAAACCAAUUAUUCAAUCGUAUUUUUAUAAUAAUUUCUUAAAUUAAAAUAUUAAUGACAUUAAAAUUUUUAUUUCUUCUAUAAAGCGAUGCAUAAUAUAAAUAAUUAAUAUUCAUAAUAAUUCAUAGCGAGAAAUGUACCAUUUAUGCAAUAUUUAUGGACGACUUACCGUCAUAUUGCAGAAAGUCAUACAAUUACAAAUAUGCCAAACAUUAAAAAUAACAUUUAUUAUUAACAUAUAUGAUUUUUACAAGAAACAGGCUUCCGAAAUAGAGAGAAUAUAGUUCGCGCCGUGUAACUUUGUCAGUCUGAAAGCAGGCGUUCGUAUUGGCCGAGCAGUACGGUUUCAAAUUUAUGCAAUUAAAAAAAAAUGUUGUACACAAAAAUUAUUCAGUUUAAGAAUAAUAAAGACAGACCUGACUCUGGCCGUGAUAGUAAAAAAAAAGAAUUAAAUUAUAAUUAUGGUGAAAAAAACAAAAAAAAAAUUUUGAAUGCCUGGCGAAAAACAAAAAGGUCCCUUUUGGCAUAUUUUUCACAAACCACCAUGAAGAUAACAAUAACGAAUGUUAAAACAAUAUCAACAAUUAUUACCAAUUAUUAAAUAGAUAAUAGUUGGUAAUAAUUGUUGGUAAUUUUGCUAAUAACUCUUGGUAAUUGGUAAUAGUUGGUAAUAGCUCUUGGUAAUUGGUAAUAGUUGGUAAUAACUCUUGGAAACAAAGAGACAAAGAUGACUCGUUUUAGUAUUAACCACCGCGCAGCAAAUUGCUGUAUGCAACCUUUGAGCUUGUUGCUACCUUAGAACGGCAAAGUUACAUUACCAGGCCCGGACAUAGAGAUCCAAAUCUUAGGCCCUUGGACAUUUGAAGCCCUCCAUUCCGAAGCGGUUAGAAUCAUAAGAGCUGGAUAAAAUUAUAUUAGGGGCCCCUGGGCUGGUGCCUGUUUUGAAAAUAUUAUAUUUAUUUAAUUCAAGUGUAUAAUUUAGCAUUUAUUGCCUCGUCUUAAAUUUCCACUAGGUUUAUCGUAAAUAUUAGUAAUAGAGAAUAUGCACAAGUACCCAGAAAUUGGUACAUAUAUAUAUAUUAGAUCUAACAAGCAACUAAUGGAAUUGAAUUAAAAUUAAAUGCUUUUUGAAAUAAUUACAGUAUUUGUACUAAUAAAAAAAAAUAUUAACUAAUUCUAGAAAUAACUUUGUUGGUACAUAUCUGAUGGUGAGCAUGUCAUUAUAUUAUCAUAUCACAGUUAUAUUGUAUAACAUUUCUGAGAAGUUGGAUUCAAAAUUGGAAAAUUUUAUAUUAGAAGAAUUUCAUAUAGAAGCAUUAGAGUAUUAAUGGGGUAUUGGACUACAAGACCUUUUAAUUAAUAAUGAAAAAUCGAAUGUAUUGAUUUAUUUAUUGGUAUCUUCUAUAUUUUGUAUGCAUAUAUCUCCGAUUGUUUUAUUUUUUAUUAUGAUUUUUUUUUAAAUGUAGUCAGUGCCCUAUUUCAUUAUUAAAUACAUUAUGUUAGACAUGUCACUAACCAUUUGUACUCUUAAUUCACAUAUGUAUAUAGUGCUCAAAUAAUAAUAACAAAUAAUAGCACAUAUUGAUACAGACAUGAAAGCGGGGAAGUGCAUCAAUUAUAUGUUAUAUAUAUAUGUUAUAUACUAAAUAAAAUUAUUAUAUAUUUUAUAGAAUACUGUGUGCUAAUGUAGAUCUAGUUUCUGUCACAUUAUAAUAUAAUAAGCAAUUUAAACAAGAGGUCGUACUUUGUCGACUGUUUCACCAUUGCAUUAUAUGCAAAUGCACUAUAUAUAAAAAUAAUGUUCAAAUUUUCCACUAUUACGAUAUUGUAACAAUUAGAUGUUGGUGAUGAUACCUUUGUGUAAAUUGUUAAGGUAAUACUUAAACAAUGGAACCUCAUUGAAUGAAGCUUGCCUGCACACUUGUUGAAUAAUUACAUAUAGACAAAUAUUUUCUUAUUAGAUGACCUACACUGUUGUAGUUUUUUCUAUGACACUGUAUAAUUAAUUGUUAUUAACAAAUGAAAAUAAUUUUUAUACAAAAGGUUGCAACACAGGACCACAGAGUAUGAUUAAUCGUUAAUGCUAAAAGCUAUAAUCUUUGUGGUGUUAAUGUUAUUUUGUCACAUCUAUCUAUUUUUCUAUCUUUAAAAUAUAGAUCAACUAACAGAAAUUUGUUUGUUAAUGUAGGCUCCCCAUACAUAUAUAUGUAUAAUGAUUACAAAUGUAAUAUAUUGUUGAUAUUGCUUA